AUUAGCCAGCAAAAACCCAUUUCUUUUUGCAUCCAAACCUUUGAGAAUGAACGUUGUAAUGUCUACCAAGUCUUCACUAAAGUCUCUUCUCCAUAGUGCUGAGAAUGAGCACAACCCACUUACCAUGUCUGAUGAACAAAUUUUGGAGCAAAUUUACUCAACCCAUGUCCACAGUGACACAAAGUUUGAUGUCGACUCGCUUUUCACCCUUGUUGAGAACACCCUUAGACGUUCAACCCACAUUGUUGACAAUGUUGUGCAGGGAUCCCAUGCAAGCUUGGAGCACAUAGAUGACAAGAUCCCCCAAUUCAAUUCACCACUCUGUACCCUGAAGCAAAUUUCUCAUGAGAUGUCAUGCAAGCCUCCAAGUGAGGAAGUUGCUCACAAAACUACGUUGGCUAUACUUAACAAGCUCUCCAACUAUGAGUGGGAUGCAAAGGCUGUGUUGACAAUCGCUGCUUUUGCACUCGAAUAUAGCGAGUUUUGGUUCCUUGCUCAGUAUCAACCAACAGACCCACUUGCAAAAUCUAUUGCUAUUUUGAAGCGAGUGCCAGUGCUCACAAAGCCUGCAGCACUUCAAAAGUAUCGCCAACCAAUUGUUGAGCUCAACAGUUUGGUGAAAGCAACACUGCAAGUGAUUGAGUUAAUCUUUGAGUUGGAGAAGCUUACCACUUACAACACCAAGGAUGUGCCUGCUUUGGAAGAUGCAAUAGAGCAAAUCCCUGUUGAUGUCUAUUGGGCAAUCAUAACUAUCGUUGCUGUAGUUACUCAAAUUGAUUGCCUCACCACUGAAUCAGAGCUCAAGCAAGAAUUGUCUCACUAUGGUCAAAAGAUCAACAUCAUACUCAGCAAACUGAGGAAGCAGAUAACUCUCUGCAGACAACAGAUUGAGGAGGUAGAAUAUUAUCGAAAGCUCAGAAAAAUUCUUCAGACCCCCACUGAAAUAAUGGAGGUGUUCAAGUUUCUGAUUUUCUUCAAGGGUGCUCCUCAGCUACUGUUUGAUGGUGCUACUAAGACCACGGUCGACAUCACUGUGUUAAAAAAGAAGAACGUAUAUCUGUUUGUUUCUUCCUUAGACAUCACGGACGAAGAGAUUUUAGUACUCCGACCAGUUUUUGAUUAUAUUAAAACUAAUGAUGAGUAUAAGAUUGUGUGGAUUCCCAUUGUGGAGCAAUGGACGGAGCAACUGCGCAAGAAAUUUGAGAUUUUGAAAAGCAAGAUGCCUUGGUAUGUGGUGCAACAUUUUGGAAGCAUAGCAGGAUACAAGUACAUUAAAGAAGAAUGGCACUUCAAAAAGAUGCCUAUGGUUGUGGUGUUGAACACUCGAGGAAAGGUGCAACACUCAAACGCAUUCCAUUUGAUUCAGGCUCAUGGAAUGAAGGCUUUUCCCUAUACAUCUUGGAAUGAAGAACAAAUAAAUAGGGAAAUCAAUUGGGUUGGCUCUGUAGUGGGCGGCAUCCACGCGGACGUUAACAGUUGGAUCGAAAAGCAGAAGUACAUUUUCUUCUAUGGAGGUAACGAUAGAGAGUGGAUCCAACAGUUCACUAAGUAUGCGACUGCCCUUGCAAACGACGCUAAUAUAAAGGGCGCAAAUAUUUCCAUCGAGUUGUUUUGUGUGGAAAAGGAAGACAAAAGCUUUGUGAAGCGUUUCUGGAGUGGCAUUGAGAGUUUGUUUGUGACCAAGGUUCACAGGACAGUUGAUGCUGUGACUCAAGAAGUGCAAAAGAUGCUGUCUUACAAGAAUGAGACUGGAUGGGCUCUCCUUAGCAAAGGGCCAGCUGUGGUGUUGAGCGGUCACGGAACCACAAUUUUGAAGACAGUGGCAGAGUUUGAGAAAUGGAAAGAAGUUGUGAUCAAGAAGGGCUUUGAAUUCACCUUCAAAGAAUACCACGACAAGAUUGUUACCACCACUCACCGUUGCUCACACCUCGAACUUCCAAAUGUUGCCGGAAAGUUACCAGAGACCAUCAAAUGCCCAGAUUGUCCUAGGACAAUGGAGAUUUUCAUCAGCUAUAAAUGCUGCCACAAUGGGCAUGCCGGGAAUGCCAUUCGCUAGAUUUCAAUGUGGUUGUCGUGUUUACUUUUCAUGAACGAGUGUGUUAGAAGAAGAGACUUUCCUGUAAAGCUUGUCUUUCAGGAAUAUUAGCUUAUUCAGUAAAAUAAGGAUCACUCUCUAGGAAGAAAUAAAAAUUGUGACUUUCGGUGUAUGUUUGUUUUCUAUGUAACAGGUGGUUGUAAUGUUGAAUCUAAGCAUUCAAUAAGCUUAUCUAUAGAUUAUGUUGAAAUGGUUGAGUAUGUAAUGUUAAGGGAUAGUUAUUUGUGGUUUAGUUAUUUAAAUAAAUAUUUUGUAUUAUUAAUUACAUAAUUAAUUAUAAAUAAGUCUUUCUUUCA
Molecule: messenger RNA, 2391 nt
Organism: Cajanus cajan (pigeon pea)
Lineage: Eukaryota; Viridiplantae; Streptophyta; Magnoliopsida; Fabales; Fabaceae
Product: protein SIEVE ELEMENT OCCLUSION B
Biological process (GO): phloem development
Source: RefSeq, a predicted model, not a curated record